Molecule: messenger RNA, 1300 nt
Organism: Exophiala oligosperma
Lineage: Eukaryota; Fungi; Ascomycota; Eurotiomycetes; Chaetothyriales; Herpotrichiellaceae
Exons: 1
Coding region: 139-1167 (342 amino acids)
Cellular component (GO): cytoplasm
Source: RefSeq, a predicted model, not a curated record
UACAAAGCCUCGCGAAAGAGAUAGAGACGAGUUUCGGAUUUUCUUUUUUAUUUUCAACCUAGGUAAAUCACUUACCGGACAACAGUUCUCACACCGCAAGCUCAAACGUCACCGACUCCCCCGCCCACACACACAAGGAUGUCCAAACCGACACUCGUCUCAAAGCCAGUCGGACCCAUCGGAUACGGCCUCAUGGGCUUGACGUGGCGUCCGACGCCCCAGCCGGCGGAACAAAGCUACGAGGCCAUGGCCAAGGCGCUCGACCUGGGGGCGAAUUUCUGGAACGGCGGCGAGAUCUACGGCUCUCCGCGGCGCCACUCGUGCCACUUGCUCAAGGAGUACUUCACCCUGCACCCCGAUCACGCGGACCGAGUCGUGCUCAGCAUCAAGGGGGGCUGCAAGCCCGGCACCAUCGAACCGGACGGGUCGCGGGAGAACGUCCGGCGGUCGGUCGAGGACUGCCUCGAGAUCCUCGACGGGACCAAAAAGAUCGACAUCUUCGAGUGUGCGCGCGUCGACCCGAACGUGCCCAUCGAGGACACCGUCGGCCACCUCGCCGAGCUCGUCAAGGAAGGCAAGAUUGGCGGCAUCGGACUGUCCGAGGUCAAGGCGAGCACGAUCGAACGCGCGCACGCGGUGCACCCCAUCGCCGCCGUCGAGGUCGAGGUCAGUCUCUUUGGCAGCACGGACAUCCUGAGGAACGGCGUGGCCAAGACAUGCGCGAGGCUGGGCAUCCCGAUCGUCGCCUACAGCCCCCUCGGUCGAGGAGCCCUGACGGGCGAAGGUGUCCGGAAGAACGCCGACAUCCCCGACGGCGAUUUCCGCAAACACAUGCCCAAGUUUCAGGACGACGUGCUCGAGCAGAACAACCGCGUCGUGGAUGAGGUGGGGAAGUUGGCCGAGAAGAAGGGCGUGACGAGGCCGCAGAUCGCCAUCGCCUGGGUGAGACAGUUGAGUGGACGCACGAUCGAUCUCAAUGGGGAGAAGGUGACUCUCGGAACCGUCAUCCCCAUCCCUGGCGCCACCAAGAUCGAGAGGAUCGAGGAGAACACGAAGCCCGUCGAGUUGACCGACGACGAAAUGAAGGAGAUUGCGGACAUCUUGAAAUCCAAUCCUGUCGCGGGCGAUAGGUAUCCCAAGGCCGGCAUGCAUUUGGCGGACGGAUGAUAUGGUGUAAUAAGAAACGAGCAUGAUUGGGUUUUGACCUCGUGAAAUAGCGGCCACUGUAGUAUGGCAGAAUACUGAAUCAUGUCGUCUCUCUCUCUUACCUAGUGGCAUACUCCCAGUCCGCACGGAGAGG